UGCUCUGGAGGCUCUCAUUAACUUUGCGUACAGUGGUCAUGUUGCCAUCGACCAGCAGAACGUUCAGGCUCUUCUCAUUGGCUCCAGCUUCCUGCAGCUCCAGAAUGUUAAAGAAGCCUGUUGUUCUUUCCUUCAGGACAGGUUACAUCCUAAGAACUGUCUGGGCGUGCGACAGUUUGCUGAAACCAUGAUGUGCACGACUUUGUACGACUCAGCCAACACCUUUCUGCACCAGCACUUUGUGGACGUGUCUCUGUCUGAGGAGUUCCUGAAUCUGAGGACAGAGGAGCUUCUGGAGCUGGUGGGCUGUGAUGAGCUCAAUGUGAAGGCUGAGGAACAGGUGUUUGAGGCAGUGCUUUCCUGGGUUCAUCAAGACCGGGACCACAGGAAGAGUCUGCUACCAGAGCUACUAUCAAAGAUCAGACUUCCUCUUUGUCGCCCUCACUUCCUGUCAGACCGAGUCCAGCAGGACGAACUGAUACGCUGCUGCCACAAAUGCAGAGACUUGGUAGAUGAAGCCAAAGAUUUCCACCUAAUGCCAGAGCGGCGUCCUCACCUGCCCGACUAUAAGACCAGACAGAGAUCUUGCACAUCCAUUUCAGGACUUAUUUAUGCAGUGGGAGGACUGAACAGCUCAGGUGACUCUUUAAACGUGGUGGAGGUUUUUGAUCCGGUGGGAAACUUCUGGGAGCGCUGUCAGCCAAUGAGAACAACUCGUAGCAGAGUGGGUGUAGCUGUUGUUAAUGGGCUGCUGUAUGCUAUUGGUGGAUACGAUGGCCAAUCACGGCUCAGCACAGUAGAGGUGUACAACCCAGAGACAGAUAGCUGGGCACAGGUGUCAAGCAUGAACAGCCAGCGCAGUGCCAUGGGAACCGUUGUGAUUGACGGACGCAUCUACGUGUGUGGUGGCUACGAUGGGAAGUCUUCUCUGAACUCAGUCGAGUGUUACUUUCCAGAAACUGACAGGUGGAUGUUUGUGACGGACAUGAGCGUGAGCCGCAGUGCUGCUGGCGUGACUGUGUUUGAUGGGCGGAUCUUUGUGUCUGGUGGCCAUGACGGUCUGCAGAUCUUCAACACAGUGGAGUACUACAACCAUCACACAGAUAGCUGGCACCCAGCGGCGGCCAUGCUGAACAAGCGAUGCCGUCACGGUGCGGUGGCUCUGGGCAGCCACAUGUAUGUGGCGGGCGGAUAUGACGGCUCGGGCUUCCUGAGCAGCGUGGAGAUGUUCAGCUCUGCCUCUGCUCAGUGGAGCCUCCUGGUGGCCAUGAACACGCGUCGCAGCAGGGUGUCACUCGUGUCCACGGCGGGGCGCCUGUACGCCGUGGGCGGGUACGAUGGCCAGUCUAAUCUCAGCUCAGUAGAAAUGUACAACCCCGACACCAACCGCUGGACCUUCAUGACCCCCAUGGUGAGUCAUGAAGGCGGGGUCGGUGUCGGCUGCGUCCCCCUGCAGCCUGCCUAGAUGCACCAAUCACAACAAAG
Molecule: messenger RNA, 1485 nt
Organism: Austrofundulus limnaeus
Lineage: Eukaryota; Metazoa; Chordata; Actinopteri; Cyprinodontiformes; Rivulidae
Gene: klhl18
Product: kelch-like family member 18
Molecular function (GO): protein binding
Source: RefSeq, a predicted model, not a curated record